Gossypium arboreum is the source of this 2017-nucleotide messenger RNA. RefSeq names its product protein SHORT-ROOT-like. The coding region runs from base 283 to 1860 and encodes 525 amino acids. Gene Ontology annotation, molecular function: DNA-binding transcription factor activity; sequence-specific DNA binding. Gene Ontology annotation, cellular component: nucleus. The transcript has a single exon. The record is from RefSeq and is a predicted model, not a curated record. Gene Ontology annotation, biological process: negative regulation of mitotic cell cycle; asymmetric cell division; radial pattern formation. NCBI's taxonomy places the organism in Eukaryota, Viridiplantae, Streptophyta, Magnoliopsida, Malvales, Malvaceae.
GAAAAGCAUAAUUUUGACUGUCACGACAUAGAUUCCCCCAGCCCUCUUUACUUUCUUUUUCUUAAUUCUAUUUAUUUUUAUUUUUAUUUUAAAACCCAAUUAGCAAAAUCAUAUAGUUUUAAGAUCCCCCCCCCUUCUUCAAUCUAGUAUAUACUGUUAGAACAAAAAAAAAAAAAAACAUAAACUCUCAUCACUGUUAUAGCUGUUCCCUUGCCCCGACAACCUUAAAUCCAAAGUCUUAAAAUUUUCAUUGAUGUGGGUCUUGUUUUUCAUGUUUUUUUGAUGGAUACUUUGUUUAGGUUAGUAAGUCUUCAAUCAUCUGAUCAAUCUUUGAAUUCUAGUAGAACAUCAAGCAGUUCUCGAUCUUCAAAACAAAACCAUCGUUACCAUCAUCAUCAUCAAGAAGAAGAAGAUAACGAAGAAUGCUUCAACGUUUUCAUGGAUGAAGAAGACUUUUCUUCGUCUUCUUCUAGGAAUUAUUACCCUUAUUAUCCUUACCAGCAACAAAAUCAACCCCAUACCCAUUCUUCCUCCGUCGGCGGCGGCGGAGGUGGUGGUAGUGGAGGAGUAGCAGCCGUUACGACUCCCACUAACACUUCCACCCCCACCACUACUCAUGCUUUUGAAUCUUCUGAUUAUUCAACUGCUGCUUUUUCUUUUUCAUCUCCAGCUCGUGAUUUGAACAACUUUGAUUUCUCCGGCAAGUGGGCAACCGAUGUGUUGUUGGAAACGGCGACGGCUAUUGCUGAUCGGAACAGUGGACGUGUUCAACAGUUGAUGUGGAUGUUGAAUGAACUUGGUUCACCUUACGGUGAUAUUGAUCAAAAGCUGAGUUCUUAUUUUCUUCAAGCUUUGUUCAGUCGUAUGACGGAUUCCGGUGAGCGUUGUUACCGGACUUUAUCAUCGGUAUCGGAGAAAACAUGUUCGUUUGAAUCAACGAGGAAGAUGGUAUUGAAAUUUCAAGAGGUAAGUCCAUGGACUACUUUUGGUCAUGUUGCUUGUAAUGGUGCAAUCAUGGAAGCUUUUGAAGGUGAAAGUAAAUUACAUAUAAUUGAUAUAAGCAAUACAUAUUGCACUCAAUGGCCUACUUUACUCGAAGCCCUAGCUACCCGUAGUGACGAUACGCCGAGUUUAAGGCUUACAACUAUCGUCACCAACAAAAACGGCGGCGUUUCAACAUCCGGCGGUGGAGCCGCCGUCCAAAAAGUGAUGAAAGAAAUAGGUAAAAGGAUGGAAAAAUUCGCUAGAUUAAUGGGAGUUCCUUUUAAAUUCAAUGUUGUACACCAUACCGGUGAUUUAUAUGACUUAGAUUUAUCAAACCUUGAUGUUAAAGACGAUGAAGCUUUAGCCAUCAACUGUGUUGGCACAUUACAUUCGAUCAUGGAUACUCGUCGGGACAUCGUUAUAUCGAGUUUCCGGCGAUUACAACCGAGGGUAAUCACCGUCGUAGAAGAAGAAGCCGAUCUCGAUAUCGGUGUCGAUGGGGUCGAGUUCAUUAAAGGUUUCCACGAAUGUUUAAGAUGGUUCAGGGUUUAUUUUGAAGCUUUAGAUGAAAAUUUCAAUAGAACAAGCAACGAAAAGUUGAUGCUUGAACGAGCCGCCGGCCGGGCCAUCGUUGACUUAGUGGCUUGUUCGCCGGCAGAGUCGAUAGAGAGGCGUGAACCAGCCGCGCGUUGGUCAAGGCGGUUCCAUGCAAGUGGGUUCAGUCCUGUGGGUUUGAGUGAUGAAGUCUGUGAUGAUGUACGCGCCUUGUUGAGAAGGUAUAAAGAUGGUUGGUCGAUGACACAAUGCCCUGACGCCGGAAUAUUCUUGUCGUGGAAAGAUCAGGUGGUGGUUUGGGCCAGUGCAUGGCGGCCUUGACGACGGCGACCGGUGGCAGAUGGCGUUUUUCUUUUCUUUUCCUUUUUGUUGCAUGGCAAGGGGAGUGGUUCACACGUGUGUUAUGGUUUUUUCUCGUACGUGUAAUGUGUAUUGGCGUAUUUUUUCUUUAUAAUAUGGUAUUGGGGAGUGCCAAGAA